Exophiala viscosa is the source of this 1488-nucleotide messenger RNA. RefSeq lists its product as uncharacterized. The coding region runs from base 163 to 1200 and encodes 345 amino acids. The transcript has 2 exons. NCBI's taxonomy places the organism in Eukaryota, Fungi, Ascomycota, Eurotiomycetes, Chaetothyriales, Herpotrichiellaceae. The record is from RefSeq and is a predicted model, not a curated record.
GUGGCAUCGGGAGCACAGCAGCAAGUUCAAUCUCGGGUUUUCCAUUCAUGCUGUGCUCUUGUCUUCACAUUCUGUGACACAGUCUUGAUGAUCAGGCUGAGACUGUAACCACACUAGUCACCAGAAGGACUCCGAUCGUCAACUUUUUCUCCGCAUCUGCAGAUGGCGCCAGCGAGAAAACAAAGAGGUGGUAGCACCAAGUCCGCUCAGUUCCCUCCAAAAGACGCCAACAUUGCACAAAAACGUCCCGGCUCCGUGGCUUUCCCGAUCGAAUUGCAACAAUUGAUUUUGGAUGUGUUCCGCCGGGCUUUUCCCUUUGACGAUCAAUCCGAAGUCCAGAAGCACAUCCAAGAGGUGAAAGGCCACCUAUUCCAACGGGACUUUAUCAGUGCUUUUGCUAAGCAAGCAUAUCUCGAUGCUUAUGCAUUGAGGUGGAGUGCCAGCCGUGCACUUGGCUAUAGCGAUAUCUUACUGCACCACGACCUGCAGCAGAUAUGGCUCGCCAAAACUGUGGAUUCGACAAGCGCUACUAGAGUUGCUUGCAUUGGAGGUGGCGGAGGGGCGGAAGUGGCUGCAUGUGCGGCUGCAGCACGAUCAUAUUCGUUGUCCUUCAAACUCGAAGUCCACGCAAUAGAUAUUGCGGACUGGUCCAGUUGUCUUACGAAGCUAGAACAUGCCAUCUGUACGCCAUCUCAACUAUCACCAUAUGCAAGCGAAAGCGCGAAGGCGACGAACAAACCGUUGGUCCCCAAUGACCAAUUUGCAGUCCGCUUCUCUCAACGCGAUAUACUUGCAGUUGAGGAAGGAGAACUCCGCGACAUACUCGGUGGGGUCAGAUUGUGCACCAUCAUGUUCACUCUCAACGAACUGUUUACGACCUCGAUAUCGCGGACGACUGCAUUCUUAUUGGCGCUUACCGAUACCAUGCAGCUGGGUUCGUGGCUGUUGGUGGUCGACAGUCCUGGUUCCUAUUCCGAAGUCAAGUUGGGUCAAGGUAUGGAGGCGAAAACGAGAAAAUAUCCUAUGCAAUGGCUACUCGACCAUACGCUACAGCAGGUUGCACAGAGUAAGUGGAAGAAGCAUGUCUCCGAUGAUUCGAGAUGGUUCAGAUUGGACUCAUCAUUAAAGUACCCCAUGGAAUUGGAGAACAUGAGGUAUCAAAUCCAUCUCUACCAGAGGGUAGAGGAAGGGGUAUUCUAAGCGGCUUUUGAAUGAUGAACAAGAACAAUUGCUAAUCCGUCUGAUCAUACAUCUAUUCGUCAUCCUCAUCACCCUCGUCGUUGACCACGUUGAAGAAUCGCAGUUCGUAGACACCCUUGCUCGUAGAUACAACACGGAGCCAGUCACGGAGUUGUUGCUUCUUGAGGAACUUCUUUGUCCUGUACUUCAGGUAGCGACCCGAGAAAGGAAUGUGUGUGACCACCUCGAGUUUGCCAUCUCCAACCUGGGAGAUGCUGACGUCGUCGCCGAGGUUGCCGGUGCGGCCCU